AUGGUCGGCGCGCCAGCCUCCGCCGCGCUUUUCAUAAAUUAUCGUUUGAAAUCUUCAAUGAUUCAGGUAUUCAGGUACGAUGGAAUUAAAAUUAGGCCCCGUACUGUUGUGAAGAUUUCGAUCAGCGAUCCGCUCAAUCGGUCAGUACCACAGUGUCAGCCGUGGAUCACUUCAAUCACUAAGCAUAUGCUGUCGUGUGGCGAGGCGGGCGCCGGGCCGCGGCUCACCAAGCGCUACGUGGGGCUGUACACGGGGCCCUACUUCGACCCCUCCGCGCCCAACAACAUCACCACGCAGCUCGGGACGCAUGCUUACUUGCCCUGCAAGGUGCGGCAGCUGAGCAACAAGUCGGUGUCGUGGAUCAGACGGCGCGACGCGCACAUCCUCACUGUGGACCGUUUCACGUUCAUUGCCGACGAGCGCUUCCAGGCCUUCCUCGUGGAGGCCACCGACACCUGGACUCUCCAGGUGAAGUACGUGCAGGCGCGGGACGCCGGCGUGUACGAGUGCCAGGUCGGCACCGAGCCCAAGAUGAGCCACUUCGUGCAGCUCAACGUCGUAGUGCCAAAGAUUGAGAUCGUGGGCGAGUCGGAGCUGUACGUGAAGGCGGGCACGACAGUGAGCCUGAAGUGUGUGAUCACGCAGGCGCUGGAGGAGCCCGCCUACAUCUUCUGGUACCACAACGACGAGCGCGUGCUCAACUACGACAAGAGCCUCGUCGAGAUACGCAUGGAGCGCGUCGCGCCUGACACUACGGUGGGCAACCUCAUCAUCUACAGUCCGCGGCGCGAGGACUCCGGGAACUACUCGUGUUCGCCUUCCAACCUCGACUCCGCCUCCGUCAUGCUACACGUGCUCAGCGGUCAGUACUCUAUGCGUUAUGAACGUUUCAUACGAUCUGUACAUUUUACGUGUAGUACAUUGGAACGUACGGGAGUUGCAGGCGAGCAGCCGGCGGCCAUGCAGCACGGGAACGGUGCGCGCGGCGCCGCGCCCCGCCGCGCGCUGCUGGCGGCGGCCGCGCUGCCCGCGCUGCUACCCGCGCUGCCUGGACUGCCCGCGCUACCCGCGCUGCUACCCGCGCUGCCCAGGCUGCCCGGCCUGGCGCCGGCCGCGCCGCACGUCCGCCCGCAGUUGGUGCUGCUCCGCCUGCUGCUGCUGCUAGCGCUGGCGCUGCUUUGCCCGUGA
Molecule: messenger RNA, 1188 nt
Organism: Spodoptera littoralis (African cotton leafworm)
Lineage: Eukaryota; Metazoa; Arthropoda; Insecta; Lepidoptera; Noctuidae
Source: the annotation of a GenBank genome assembly